AUGGCUGAUACACAAAACCGAUACUACCCCCUGGACUCUUCGCUGGCACGAAAGCACAGGGGGAGACUUAAUCCUAUAAUUGAGGAGGAUAGCGAUGAUGGUAUGGUUCAAAACGGGGGUCGCAGGACAAGACGCGCAGGCAAUGCCCAACUCAAGAUUGAGGCAUGGCUAACACCGAUGAGCGACCACUUCCCUACACCAAGAGGAAUGAACUAUCUUUCUGCUCCUAUUCUCCCAUCAUCACCUUCAACCGACUCGGCUGCCGACACUUCACCAACCACAUCCAGUAACCCCUGGAACCGCCAUAGUGUCGCCACCGAGGCCACGGAGUUCGAGGAUCUCUAUGAUGUGACUGAUGAUGAAGAGGAUAUGCUCAAGCGAAAAGCGUCUGCUAGGUCGAGGCAGGUCCCUACCAAGCAACCGACCCCGCUUGUCAUUCCAGCAACACGCGAUAACUCUGUUGAGACGUGGUCUGCUGUGGACAAUAUGAAGAAGUCGAUGACUUCUCCAGUCCCUCUGACUCCUUCCGUCAAACUGACAAUGUCACCUGCUCAGAUGGAGUUCAUGCAUGGGCAACAUGCAGCAGAGACACCAACCAUGUCAGCUCCCCCAUCUUUGGAUGGGAGCUUGACUUCUGAGCAGCUCGCGGCUAUGAGUGCCCCGCCCACACCCAUAAUCGGAAACGAGGAUUCGAAUACCGAAGAUGCUUGGGCUGGUGUUCAACUACAACCCGGCGCUCUCGCUACCCUCCAUGCCCUUGCCAGUGGCGAGGAGAACCUCCAUGAACAACCAUCUCAAGUUCUUGAGGUGCCUGAGCAACAUUCUGUCCAACCAACUGUUGAGAUGCGACAGCAGCCAUUGCGACUCAUCACCAGCUUCCAGUCGCAGCCAGCUAUCAACAGGGCCUUCUCUCCUAACCCCAACCGUCAGUCCCUUGCAGACCUGACAAAGCUUGAUAUUCCAUCUCCAGGCGGUUUCUUCUCCGGUCUAUCUCCGCGAAGCCGAAACACAUGGCACAUGCCCUCCAAGUCCCCCGAGGAUAUGCCACCACCUACGUCCACCACCGCUGAACAGUUCUACCGGUGUCCCUGGAAUAUGGAUGCUUCGGUUCCCCCUGUCCCUAAGCGUAAGGAGCUCGUUGAGGAUUUUUAUCGCAGUGUCAGGUUUACACCCGCCCCCGCUGGGUCUAUCGUUGAGCAAGUCGUUGAGCUCAAGGAGGAGGAUGACUUCUCGGACGACAUGCCCACUGCUCGACCCGUCUUCGAGCACAAGACUGCUCCCUCUACUGUCGAGUCCGCCAACACCCCAGCUUCACCCCGGGCUGAGGAUGCUCCCACCGAGAUUGUGGUCGACUACGAUCCUGAGUAUGCUCGCAAGCAACAAAAGGAGGCUCUCUCCCAUUUUGAUCGCACUGAACUUUGGCUUAUGGCCCAACGAUCUUACCUUCGUGGUGUCCAGGAUGAGUCAACCGAGGACGAUGGGGGGCUCAACACCAUCACUGAGGAGGCUGAGGAGGAGAUUGAAGCUCCUCAAAUUCAAACUGAACUUCCUCCCCUCAAGGUUCAGCAAGAAACUUCGAUUGUUCCUGUCAAGAAGAGCGUUCGUUUCUCCAGCCUUGUCUCAACUUCUGAUCACCCAAAGCGUCUGCCUUCCAUGCUCGUCCGCCGCGAGUCUGCCUACUAUCGGGCAUUUCAAGACUACAUCAUCCGCAUACAGCGCCAAGAUGUAUUUGUCCACCAGCUUGCUCGAUUUGAGGCCAUCCAGGCCCAGCGUGUUUCCCUUAAGGAAUCUCACCGCAACCAGCUUCUCGGCAAGUACCAGCUCAGCGUCGUUCCCCAGUCCGCCAAGAAGAGACUCAGCGCCAAUGUUGCUCGUGGCGAUGAUAACAUCAUUGACGACCCUGAGAAGCUCCGCCGAGAGAAGGAAGUUGAGGCCAUGAACCAAAUGACCGUUGCUGCGUGGCACGUUGCCGCCAUGAAGAUGCUCAACGGUGGUCGCCUCAUUUCUGCUCCAGUGACCAAACGACUGGCUCGUCUUUCUCGCACAGCCCCUGGACAUGGCAGUACUACUCGCGAGCGCGCUAGAGUCCUUGACUUGGGCGGGCAGACUACCUGUGACUGGGCGUGGCACUGCGCGCUCCAGUACCCCAACACCAAGGUCUACACUGUCACAACCAAGUCCAUUCGUCAACUUUCCAACUGCAAUGUCCGCGGUCCCCCAAACCAUCGACAAGUUGCUGUUGAGAAGUUUUCUCGUCUCCCUUUCUCAGACAACCAUUUCGAUCUCAUUUCUGCCCGAGAGCUUCACAGCAUCCUCAAGCUUUUUGGCGAGAACGGGGAAGACGAGUGGGACACGUGUCUCAAGGAGUGCAUGCGCGUUCUCAAGCCUGGUGGCUAUCUUGAUUUCUCACUCUUGGAUUCAGACAUCAUCAACGCUGGUCCCGUUGGGCUGGCAAAGAGCGUUGAGUUUGGCUUUGCCCUUAAGACUCUUGGUUAUGACCCUAAUCCUACCAAGCUUUGGCUUGGUCGCCUGGCCCGUGCCGGCUUCCAAGACACUCGCCGCAUUUGGAUGUGUCUGCCCAUGGGUGCCAGGCGAAAUAUGUUCAAGCCUCCUAGCCCUCCUUUGAAGGAUAGCCCUAAUGGCCAGGAUGUCAAGACCUGCCAGAUGGACGCCAUGGUUAUGGGAAGCAGUGAUGAUAUUGCUAGCGCUUGCAGCAUUGCUGGUGGCUGGAACUGGGAGCGAUGGCUCCUCCGCUGUGAGAUGGAGAAGGUUGCUGGUGAGCUCCGGCUCGCCGAUACUACUACUACUGGAACUGCCAUGGAGGAAGCUGGCAAGUGUCUGGAUGGCGUCGCUGCCGUGUUCGAGGAGGGCCGAAACUGCAAGUCCGGCUUCCGAAUGCUCAACGGUUAUGCUCAGAAGCCCAAGGCUGGUACUGAGACCAUCAAGAUUGCUCUCUGUGAGUGA
Messenger RNA from Fusarium tjaetaba, 2964 nucleotides. RefSeq lists its product as uncharacterized. The record is from RefSeq and is a predicted model, not a curated record. Gene Ontology annotation, molecular function: S-adenosylmethionine-dependent methyltransferase activity. Lineage: Eukaryota; Fungi; Ascomycota; Sordariomycetes; Hypocreales; Nectriaceae. Bases 1 to 2964 code for a protein of 987 amino acids. The transcript has a single exon.